Molecule: messenger RNA, 243 nt
Organism: Rangifer tarandus platyrhynchus (Svalbard reindeer)
Lineage: Eukaryota; Metazoa; Chordata; Mammalia; Artiodactyla; Cervidae
Source: the annotation of a GenBank genome assembly
AUGUCUCUGACCAGAGCUGAGAGGACCAUCAUCGUGUCCAUGUGGAGCAAGAUCUCCACACAGGCGGACGCCAUUGGCACCGAGACCCUGGAGAGGCCAUCUUCGCUGACCGCCCUCCCUUCCGCCUGUCUACUGGUUACGUUGUCUUCGCACGUCCCCGCCGACUUCACGGCCGACGCGCACGCCGCCUGGGACAAGUUCCUGUCCAUCGUGUCCGGCGUCCUGACGGAGAAGUACCGCUGA